AUGUCGUCGCUGUGUUCACAAUUCAUAAUUGUGCUCCUCUACCUGAAUGGCUGCCAAUGUGCUGAUAUGGCAUUCAUCCCGUUGACCAAAUCAUUUCUCGACACACUCAAAAAUGAGUCGCUGUACAAUAAAUUUGCAACACCAACCCAAUAUGACGGUAUUCCUACAAAUGUUACGCUUUCGAUGUUUAUCGAAGGAAUGAGUUCCUUCAGUGCUCAAACGAUGGAUUAUCACUUAGACGUGUACUUUCAAGAAGAAUGGUAUGAUCAUCGUCUAGCGCACAAUGACUCGGCUCCGAUUCUUGUUCGCGAUUUGAAUGUGUUCAAGAUGAUGUGGCAUCCUGAUGUCUACUUUGCGAAUGCGAGAUCUGCUUCAUUUCAGGAUAUAACAGAUGACAAUUUUCUAGUCUGGGUUUAUCCCAAUGGUCGGGUUUGGUACGACGCACGAAUUUCCAUAGUGAGCUCAUGUAACAUGGAUUUGUGGAAAUAUCCUCUCGAUUCCCAAGAAUGUGCACUUCGCAUCUUAUCAUAUGCAUAUCCGAUGUCAGUCUUGAGACUUCUUUGGUCGGAAAAGCCUGAUGUUCCGGCAAUUGAUAGAAAUCUUGACAUUACAAUGCCAGAUAUGUCUCUGAAAAGUAUCAGAACAGGAUAUUGUAAUGGCACAUACGCAACAGGAGAAUGGAGCUGCAUGACGGCCAUUUUUUACGUGGAACGUGAGAUGAUGCAUCAUGUGAUGCAAACUUAUGUACCUACAGCUCUGAUAGUGGUGAUAUCCUGGUUCAAUUUUUGGCUAGAAAUUGACUCUGCUCCGGCAAGAGUGUCCUUGAGUAUUACUACUCUGCUCACGAUAUCGACGCAAGCAAAUGCUGUGAAAUUGGCGCUUCCUGAAGUGAGCUACAUGAAAGCGAUUGAUGUUUGGAUGGGAUCCUGCAUGGCAUUCGUAUUCGGCGUCAUGAUCGAAUUCACAAUUUGCCAUUAUGCAAAGAAUUUGGAGCUUCUUCGCGGUGAUGCUCAACCGUCGCUGAUUGUUGACACGGCUCUGUCAACCCUUUUCGGAGCCGCGCGGGAUAUUGACGAUUUGGUGCGAAAAGUGGCAUCGCUUAAUGAGGAGGAUGUUGCAAUGAGACCAGAUGGCGAGCAGCAUAUUGCAUUGAAUAUGCUCAAUCCGGAGGAGCCGAGACUCCGAUCAUUGCACACAAACACCGACAUUACUUCAAAUGGAACAAGAUAUUUCGUCGGAACGGAUCGAAUGAAGCGCAAGCGCUCCAAGGCUUCUCUUUCUCGUCUCCGCCAACAGGUAGCAAGCAUGCGCCACGCCACUAUUGAUGUCUCGAGACGAGCUUUCAACUGGACCCGAGCUCUUCGCAAUCUUCGUGGAAGACGAGUCGCGCAGAGAAUUGAUGAAAGAUGCCGCAUUGUGUUUCCCGCCGUUUUCCUUCUAUUCAACGUUGCAUAUUGGAGUUUCUACCUGGUUUUUAAUUAA
Molecule: messenger RNA, 1482 nt
Organism: Caenorhabditis bovis
Lineage: Eukaryota; Metazoa; Nematoda; Chromadorea; Rhabditida; Rhabditidae
Source: the annotation of a GenBank genome assembly